Messenger RNA from Prorocentrum cordatum, 569 nucleotides. Lineage: Eukaryota; Dinophyceae; Prorocentrales; Prorocentraceae. The record is from the annotation of a GenBank genome assembly.
GCGUCUGCAACACGGUCGAAGCAGACAGACUCUUCCAGCUGGUGCAGGAUGCGGGCCUGGAGUCCGUCACCCACGCCUGUCUCAUCCAGGAGCCCCUGGAGGACGUCGCCCUGGCCGCCCCAGCGCUGCGAAAUGUGGAGAUCCGGGCACCGGGGUGGGAAGCAGACUUGCAGGCGCGCGGGGGGCCCAGUGGGCUGCGGCCCACUGUGGCCAUCGACAGCGACUUCCACGUUCGGACGUGCGCCCUCGUCGGCACCUACGAGACCGUCAGCGUACACAUCGAAUGGGGGCUGGCCGUGUGGAAGGACACCCCAGGUAAUCUGGCCAGAAGAGCUGUUGACCGGGAGCUCAAGCAGGCGACGCUGCUAGUUCUGGCGCACGCACGGUCCUCGAUGGCCCCACCAGCCGCGACGCCUUUUUCCCCGCCUCACGUGGCGCCUUUUCGGCAGCUGCCGACGGAGACCGUGGCGACCGCGACCGAUGUGCCCGAGUUUCCCCUCUGGGACGUAUCUGUACAGCGCACCUUCUUGAGCGACCUAGAUGUCCUGGGUCACCGCUUUGGGGUGCAG